Molecule: messenger RNA, 2667 nt
Organism: Xenia sp. Carnegie-2017
Lineage: Eukaryota; Metazoa; Cnidaria; Anthozoa; Malacalcyonacea; Xeniidae
Product: bromodomain-containing protein DDB_G0280777-like
Exons: 2
Coding region: 106-2628 (840 amino acids)
Source: RefSeq, a predicted model, not a curated record
ACAACUUCGUUAGUGGAAGAAGUAGGCAUUUCUGGCAAAACAAAGAAGACAACAAGCGUAUUUUGGCGGAAUGUACCUGAAGAAGAACAAUUUAGAAAUUUGCAUAUGCCAGGAGUGAUACUGAAUCGUUCAAAAACUGCGUCAAAAAAUUCUGAAACCACUAAGCGCGUAAAAGUAGUGCAAAAGUCGAAGUCGGAUUCCGCGAUUUCGAAUACGCGGUCUAACGAAGUGUUCAUUGCAAACAAACAAGCCAUUAUUCACCCCAAAGAAAGCAAUCAAACAACUAACGUAACAGGCUAUCAUAUCGGCAACACUUCGCAAAUUUCUGGAAACAGCUUUGCUAGCAGACGCGCGUCUUUGAAGAACCUUAAUGUCGAGGACAAGAAAAGAGUUGCUAACCUGAUAAAGGAGUUAGCCAAGACAGGCGAAGAGAGAGAACUGGCACUAGAACGCCUUCAAGAGGAACGGGUGUCGUUCGAGGAGCAGUUAAAUGCCGUGCAAGCUGAACAGAACAAACUGAAAGAAGAAAGGGAGGCUCUCAAAAACAGACUGGAACAUAGUGAAAAGCUUUCGAAGAAGUACCAGAAGGAGUUGAGAGAUUUUAAAAGCAGAAAGGAGAAAGAGGAUGCAGAGAAACCCAGAACGAUUAAGGCGCUACCUCGGACAACGCAAACAUCACCAUCACUUCAUACCUUCAAUAAGGAGUCUUUCAAUUCGCUAGAAAUGGGUGAUCACCAACCGUCUGAGCAAAACAAGCUUCAUGGUAACGAGGCAAAUAGCAACAAAACUGACCAAAACAUUACAGUUACGGCAACAAGAGGUCGACGACAGUGGGGUUUACCUCCUGUACCAAUAUAUUCCAACUCGUUGUUCGACAUGAAAGUCAGCAAUGUUGAGCAGAAACACGGAGAGGACGAGCAGCGCUUCAGUUCCGUCGAUUCGAGUGGUAGCUUUCACGAGUUGUACUUGAAGGAAUGUGCCUUACAGUUGAGGCUGCAAGAACAACAGAUAGAGAUACAAAGACAACAAAUGCAACUCCAGCAGCAGUUGCAAGUCCUACAGCAGCAACAGCAAGUGGUUGCGCAAGAGGAACGUCGAUCCACAAAGGUUGACGGAGCGACGAUACGAGAAAAGCAGAGUGAGCUAUGCGAGGUGCAACCGAAUGAAAUGGCCAAACGCAAACUACAAGCGCACACUUUGCACGAAGAUGCUAUUCUCCAUCGAGAAAAACACAUGGCACAAGCCCACGAGAGUCCUACGAUUCACGACGGUGCAUUCUUUCAUCAGCAACAAGAGCAACGCGAUGUGAUGCAACAACAGCUCAAAAGAUCCCAAGAUGAAGUCAAGCGAUCAUCCCAAUGGAAACGGCAAAACCAGUCGAGCACAGGACAGUCCUCGCCACCAGUCAGCAAGCACGUCGACGAAGGACAUCAACAAAGGAGCAAACAACAGUCGUCUGUACGAGAGUACUCUCUUCAUAAACCACAAUCACCACUCGAAAGGAAUGAAAGCAUUUUCCAACCGUCAUCACCAACCCAACAAACCAACGUUUCUCCGCACGAAAGAUCUUAUCGAGGGAAUCAAAAUGGUCUAGCAAUUCAUGCAUCACCAAAAUACGUUUAUCAUUCAUCUGUUGAUCAAGAUAGAAACACUGUUUCGUCCCCAAAACACGGCAAACUUGCUUUUUUUAUUGAUAACAGCGUGAAGAAUAGAAGCGUUCACGCAUACGGAUAUACAACACAUAACGAAAGUCAUCGCGAAGAAGAUGGUAAAUUGGUUGAGCAUCGUUACAAAAAAUUCAGUGGAAGUCGCACAGGAGGCUCGAAUGAUCCAUAUUUCGCGAAAUCUGAUGUGCGCAAGAGGGCUUUCGACAGUAAACAACGUGUCCGUGGUGUGAGGCAUGUCGACUUCAACAACAACAACUUAUACUCCGACAGCGAUGUCUAUGAUGAUGAAGUAGGUCCAGAUGAAUACAAUAAUUUGCUUAGAGGUAUCAUGCAUUCCGAGAAUUCUCCUGCGGACAAAGGUGUGUACAGCGACAUUAACGCUGAAAUGAACGUUGCGUAUGGAUUCGAACCCCGUCUUGGCAACGAGGACGAGGAACGAGUGACGUCAAAAUCUCGACGACCAGUUUUGAAUCGCGAAGACGUGCGAAGAAAUGGUCCUAUUCAGGGACACGGUGAUACUUUAGAACAUCGGGAGUCUAUUUCUCGAGGAUUUGGGUAUUCACCAGGUGGCCGACCAGUACAGAGAGAGUUGCAUGGAAAUGCAAGGGACAUUCAAUUACACCAGCAAGAACAGAAAAAUCAUGGUUUUCUCGUGGAAUACCGAUCGUUUCGAAAAUCACCUCCUCAAGCACCAAACUUGGAAGAACAUCAAGCCAGAAGGAUGCCAAUCGAGAGAUCGUUUCGAUCAUCUGAAAAAACUUACAAUGACCAUGGAAGAAUUUCGGACUACUCCGCUCACGCGUUGCCUCAUGAAGAAGCUCGUUACCGUAUGGGCUCCCCUCGUGAUCCUCACCCACGUGGGUUAGCGCAUGAUCACGAAAAUAGCCUACCACGGGACUCAGACAAUGUGCUCGUAAAGGGAUCUUUCGGGACGUUGAAACAAAUGAACGUUCUAAAGUAAUUGGCACAAAGCAUCAAUUUCCAAAAAAUUACCUUUAUC